AGUCCGUCUAUUGGAUUGUGUUCAAAUAACACAAAUUUAUGAUAGUUCGAAUUCCCUCUCUCUUAGGACGGAAGCCAUGCGUGCUAAUGGAUUCAUAUUUGGAAAAAUGGUAAAAGCAAGGCUGUUGCAUAGUUAUCUCUGGGACUAUGCACGUGGUUUAUCUGCUAGGGGUGAUGUUUUAUCAGAUGGGAGACAAGAUAAUGAUCUACAGAAACCUUAUAUCAUUCAUAAUCUGUUUGAUAUGGAAGGAGCCACCAAGGAAAUUCCACUUGAGCUAUUUCUUCAAGUUGUGGGUUCUACUGUUAAAGUUGACAACAUGAGAGAGAAGUUUAAGAAGGGAGUGUGUUUAUGUGAUCUUUCUAUUCAAGAGUAUAAUGAUCUAAAUGAUGCUUCGGCAAUUAGGAGACUGUCUUCAAUUGUAACUAUUUUACAGAGGCUGAAGUUGAUUCGGCUAGUAACUAGAGGAAGUUCUGAUGCUGAAGUCAAUUUGUCACAUGCCAGUCCUGUUUAUGCCCUGGAGCUUAAGCCUUAUAUAGAGGAACCAUUAUUGGUUGCAACACAUUCAAAUUCUGGGUUUCUUGAUCUUGGCCCAGAACAGGAGAUUGUCAGACAUGAGUUUAUCCUCUCAAACAGAGAUGACGUUGAUGAAUACUGGCAAUUUUUGGAAUAUACUUAUGCUAGGGUUGAUCCAAAAGUUGGUUCGCAUGCAUUACCAGGGUAUACUGUUCAUGAGAUUUUUGGAUACAGAUCAUGGACCUCUGUUCGAAGAAUGACUGUUGGUCAGCAUGCAAUGCUCUACUGAAACUUCUAGCCAAGACCAAAUGCAAUGAAAAACUUCCAUACAAAAAAUGUAAGGAGAUUGCAAAGAACCUAAAUCUCACCAUGCUGCAGGUGCUUUGUGUAUAUAAUUCUAAGCUGCGACGUCGUCAAAGAAAUAAAAUUGUAAAUGAACUGGAGACCGAAUCCGAUC
This is a messenger RNA of Hibiscus syriacus, 970 nucleotides long. RefSeq lists its product as uncharacterized. NCBI's taxonomy places the organism in Eukaryota, Viridiplantae, Streptophyta, Magnoliopsida, Malvales, Malvaceae. Gene Ontology annotation, molecular function: DNA binding. The transcript has 4 exons. The coding region runs from base 77 to 802 and encodes 241 amino acids. Gene Ontology annotation, cellular component: transcription factor TFIIIC complex. The record is from RefSeq and is a predicted model, not a curated record. Gene Ontology annotation, biological process: transcription initiation at RNA polymerase III promoter; 5S class rRNA transcription by RNA polymerase III.